Molecule: messenger RNA, 2106 nt
Organism: Chlorella variabilis
Lineage: Eukaryota; Viridiplantae; Chlorophyta; Trebouxiophyceae; Chlorellales; Chlorellaceae
Exons: 4
Coding region: 1-2106 (701 amino acids)
Cellular component (GO): membrane
Molecular function (GO): starch binding
Source: RefSeq, a predicted model, not a curated record
AUGCCUAGGGAGCUGCAGCCGACCAGCCCCAUCAGCCACGUAGCCGCCCGCUCUUCGGCGGCGGCAGUGGGCAUCGAAACGCCGAGCAGUGACAGGGCCAUCGCAGUUGCUUUUUCCGUGCCAGCGUGCCGCCUUCAGCUCGGCGAGAGCCUGCGGGUGGUGGGCAGCUGUGCCGAGCUGGGGGAGUGGGAGGUGGAGGCGGCGCCGGUGCUCGAGUGGCAGGAGGGCGAUACCUGGACCGCCGAACUGGCUCUGCCUGAGGGCUGCCACCAGCUCAAGCUCGUCGUGGCACGCGACAACGGCACUGUGCACUGGGAGGGGGGACCCAAUCGCAGCCUCACCGUGCCGCUGCUGAUUGGCCUGGACACCCUUUCGGCAACCUGCUGCUGGGGCAGCUCGGCCUCCCCCACCUUGGCUGCCGACCCGGAACAGCUCAAGGCUGCAGCGGAUGCUGCUGCUGCUCGUGUGGCGGAUCUUCAGCAGCAGAAGGAGCAGGUGGCGGAGCGCCUGGCAAGCCUGGAGCAGGAGGUGCAGCACAGUGACGCAGCCAUCUUCAGCAAACAACAGGAGAUAGAGCAGCUGGUGGCAGCGGAGCAGCAGCGCAUCGCCCAGGUGGCCGAGGUAUCCGCGGCCGCCUCCCUGAGCCCCAAUGCGGCCGCUGACACCGUGGUGGCAGUUGCAGGCGCAGAUGCAGAGGCGCUUGAUGUGCAGACCGCCGCAGAAGGGCGGGCACCAGAUUCCAUGGUGCUGCCAGGACUGCCAGGUGUCGGGGCACGGCGCUAUUGCACCACCCACCUUGCUUUGAGCAGCGUGUUUGAUGAGGAAAUGAUUGAGGAGACAGCAGCGCAGCAGCUGCAGCAUACGAAGCAGCAAGCCAGCACCUCCCAGGGGCGGCCCGAGACAAGCAGCACGCAACAGGAGGAGGAAGAGGGCAAGUCUGCUGCAGCUGUGGAGCAGCCCCAGGCAGGCAUCACUGUACCGGUGGCUUCUGUGGCAUUGCUGAGUGCACACGAAGCCCCUGGCAGGCAGCCCAGCAAGCCGCAAGGCAAGAAGGAGAAGAAGCAAGCAAAGCAGGUGGCAGAUGCUGCUGCAGCAGCCGUGGAAAAGCCUGCUGCAGCCACAACAGUUGAGGAACCCGCCUCAGGUGUGGAGAAGCCCGCUGCUGCAACUGGGGAGUCUGCAGCGUUUGCAAAGGACGGCUCGGCAGCUGUGGAUGGGGCGAUGGUGGAGACCAACCGUGAUGGCUCCCUCAGCUUCCGCUUUGCCUGUUCCGCACCGAGCAGCAACAGCAUGGAUGAGGGCGGCAGGGCCGCUGGGCUGCUGCCCUCCGCACACGACCUGGCAAAGCGGCGGCUGGUAAGUCUGCUGCCGCCCCAGGCGGCAAAGGAUCUGCAACGCCAACUGAGCCGCAUGUCCAGCGGUGCUGGGGCUAGUCUGAUACUGGCUGCUGAGCUGUCAACUGAAUUUGAGCAGCAGCUGGUUCUGGAGCAGCCACCAGAGCAGGCCCAGGAGGCGAAGCCAGCAGGGCAGCAAGCCUUCCGCCUGUCUCCCAGCGCGCGCAGCACAUCUGCAGUGGGAGGCCCCUCGCAGCCGGCUGCCGCAUCUUCAGGGGAGGACCUGCCGGGCCAGCAGCGUCGGCGUGCCCGGCAGCCAAAGCAGCCAAGGCAAAAGCAGCCUAUGGCCGGGAGCGUCAGCCUGCCACGCAUGGCGGAUGAGCCGCCCAACACUGAUGAAACAGCUGCGACUCCCGCCACAGAGGAUGUGCCGGUGCUGGCCCCGCCGCCCGUGCCCGCUGCGCCCUCUACCACAGCUCAGCACCAGCAGCCCGAUGACGUGCUGCGCCUUUUCGCCACACCGGACGUUGGAGCGCCGCUGGGCAGCGGGGUCAGCGCCAUAGGCAUAGCUGACGGCUACACUGCCGUGACACUGCGCCCCAGCCUGCCCAUCUCAGCGGCCUGGCUGACGCUAUUGAGCGUGUACGAGGCGGGUAGGCUGCUGUGGACCGUGGCUGGCACCGUCCUGCCGCCCGCAAUUCGGGGACGCCCCGCAGAUGUCGCCUUCUGGCUGCUCUUCACUGCAGCCAUCAUUGCCCCGUUCUGGAGGUGA